AUGAUAUGGACGGCGCUCGCCGUCGUCUGCAUGGCGCUGUCCAGUCUGUCGACCGGCAUGACCAUGGUGAGUCUGCGGCGAAGCUGGGACCUGCACGUGUCGAGCGUGCGGUGGCUAUUCUUCUUGUUCUUCCUCUAUAUGUGGCUCUGGAGCAGCGCGCGCGUGCUGUAUCUGCUCUGGGUGAGCUUCUAUCCCAUCGAGACCACGACGUCCGACUACUCGUCGUCCUCCUCCAACGAGAGCGAGGUCAUCUACGACCGCUACAGCAGCAUGGGCAUCUACACGGUGCUGCAGCUCGAGGAGACCCACGACGCCUUCGCCACGGCGCUGCUGUGCUUCGGGGACGCCGCGCUCUUCGCUGUGGCGCUCUGGAUGUUCCCGCUCACGUUCGAGCUGUCCAACAUCGCGGCCAAGUCCAUGGACCGCGGCGCCGAGAAGGAGCGGAAGCAGAUCAGGUUCUACUGUUGGACGGUGCACGGCCUCGUCGUGGUGUACGCCGCGAUCGAGACCACGCUGGCCAUCGCCUACCGGGGCUACACGCAGUACACGCAGCGCUGCCUGCUCAGCGUCUACUUCGUGCAGUUCGUCAGCUUCGUGUACAUGGUCUGGCUCAUUGUCAGGCUUAAAGUUAGGGGCAGGAAGUACGAGAACGUCCAGGGCCAGUUCGUCACCUCGCCCGUGUACCAGAGACUCAAGCGGAUCAUGAUCGUCUACGCGCUCUUCUCGCUGCAGUUCCAACUGGCCUCCGUGGUCAUGUACGCCUCCACGGACGACGAGGACAAGCUGCUGGACUUCAUCAGCGUCAGUCUGCUGGUCUACCACCUCUCAGGGCUGGCCCUCGCGGUCACCACCAUGUGCAGUCAGGCGUGCGUGCUCAACAUGUGCAGGUCGUGUCUGCCCGACGACAUCGAAGCGCAGGUGCAGACAAGAUUCAUGCAGGGCGGCGAUCUGCUAUCGCCGAGGGACACACAGGUUCUCAUGGAGUCAGCAGAGCCGCCGCUCGUGAACCCAGUGUUCGUGUUCACCGACAUCGAGUCCUCCAGCGCCUUGUGGGCCAUGGGUGACGGCCUGGUGAUGCAGCGAGCGACCGAGAUCCACGAUAAUAUCCUCCGUGCUUCCUUGAUGAAGUACCGAGGGUACGAGAUCACGACGGCAGGUGACGCCUUCCAGCUCGCGUUCCACACGGUGCGUGAAGCCGUCGAGUACUGCUUAGACGUGCAGCUCCAGUUGCUGGUUGCGAACUGGCCGAAGGAGCUCCACGGUAUGUUGCCAGCGACCCGGAAGCAGCGCGCGGGCCACCGCCUCAUAUUCGGCGGCCUUCGCGUGCGGAUGGGCAUCCACGACGCGGUAGAGGCGGACGGAGCCUUGAUCCUGGACGUCCACGCCGUGACGGGCAAGAUGAUCUACACGGGCGCGUCCGAAGUGAUCGCCAACGAGAUCGGCGACUUGGGCGACGGCGGCCAGAUCCUCGUGACCAAGCGCGUGGCCGACUGGCUGGUCAUGUACGAAGAUCUCGUGGCGAUCGACUUCAUCGUCGAUAGGGUGGGCGAGUACGCGAUCCCGCAGAUCAAGGCCAAGCUCGAGGUGUACCAAGUGCUGCCGGAGGUGCUCAGCGGCCGCAAGAAGAUGUUCUCGUCGACGCUCAAGAAGCGGCGCGCCACCACGGCGUCGUCGCUGUACUCGAUCGCGUCGAGCAACCGCUCGCGCCUGUCCAGCAACGCCGGCCAGCUCCCGAUGCCGCUGCCGCUGCCCGAGCAGCAGCGCCGACGACUGUCCCGACCGCAGUUGCUGCUCCCUCCGGACCGCGCGGGCGCACCGGUCGCCGGCGGCCUGAGCCGCUUCGGUCGCGUGCAGCGGUCGUUCCUGCGCAUCGACCACGGCUCGUUCUACACCCGCGCCACGAGCAUGUAG
Messenger RNA from Phytophthora sojae, 1911 nucleotides. RefSeq lists its product as hypothetical. Gene Ontology annotation, biological process: cyclic nucleotide biosynthetic process; intracellular signal transduction. NCBI's taxonomy places the organism in Eukaryota, Oomycota, Peronosporomycetes, Peronosporales, Peronosporaceae. Bases 1 to 1911 code for a protein of 636 amino acids. The transcript has a single exon. The record is from RefSeq and is a predicted model, not a curated record.